Debaryomyces tyrocola is the source of this 591-nucleotide messenger RNA. The record is from the annotation of a GenBank genome assembly. Lineage: Eukaryota; Fungi; Ascomycota; Pichiomycetes; Serinales; Debaryomycetaceae.
AUGUCAGAAGCAGCCAAUACUGAAAGUUUUAGCAUAUAUUUAGAUGAUGCAAUCUCUAAGAUAGCAGAAAUAAAACUUACUAGGAUUGUUCCACCUAUUUUACAAACAAUGGUUAAUGAGAAAUUUAGUGAAGCGCCAGAAUGGUUUACAUCGGAAAUGAAUAAUAUAAAGUCUGGUUUGACCGCGUUGGAAGCUAAAGUAGAUGACAAAUUUGCCGCAAUGGGGGCUGCAAUUAAUUCUUUCGAUUCAAGACUUGGUGCUUUAGAAUCAAGACUUGGUGCUUUAGAAUCAAGACUUGGUACUUUAGAGUAUGGCCAUUUACGAUUAUUUAAUUAUCUAAGAAGGACAGACUCUUAUGAUGCUGUUAGUAUACCAUUCUUAAAUACGCAAGAAAAUCAAGAAGAAUUGCCCCCAAUUUUGUCAGUACAUGACAUUGAUAGACUAAGCAAAGAACAAUGUCAAAAAUACUUGAAGGGAUACUGUGUUAUGUUUCAUCCAAAUGAAACAGUCAAGCUAAAGGAAAGGUUGCGGGAUGCAUUAGGUUUAUUGGCUGGUUAUGACUGUAACUAUCGAUUUACUACCUUUUCCUAG